AGAAGUGAAUGGGUCCCGAAAGCUCGCGAGAUUCGGUGGGCAGGACGGAGAGCUAGCUAAAGCUAAACAGUCUGUCGGAGGCAAAUAAAACUAAAACCAAGCACAAAUAUGUCUGGACGCUCGGUUCGCGCUGAGACACGAAGCCGCGCUAAAGAUGACAUGAAGAAAGUGAUGGCGGCCAUUGAGAGGGUCAGAAGAUGGGAAAAGAAAUGGGUCACUGUCGGAGACACAUCUUUGAGGAUAUUCAAAUGGGUACCAGUGGUGGAUACAAAAGAAGAGAAGAGUAAGGUGGUCCCGGCUGGAGCAGUCAGGGAGCUGAAUAGCUUCUCCACAGAUCCAGCCUCAGAAAACACACAUUCAAGUCAUCUGGAUUUUCAUGAUGAGAACAGUAACCAGAGCUCUCUGUCUGAUGCGUACCAGCCCAAAGUGGACAGCAGCAGUAACUCUAGCCCCCAGCCUAGUGAACCUCUGAGCCCCAAGAACCUGUGUGACUUCCGCACAGAUGACUCACAGCCCCCGACUCUGGGCCAGGAGAUCAUGGAGGAGCCGUCAUUGCCAAGUGAACUGGCUGACGAACCUCCGUUGCUAAUUAAAGAGGACUUGUUGCCCCUCACUACUCAGGAGGAAGAGGAGUGUUCUGGAGCUCCACCACUGAAGAGGGUGUGUUCUGAGCAGAACUCUGUCCUGCAGAGCUCCUCAAUGAUGAGCUAACACACUGCAUCAGACUCGGACCCAAUUCACUUCAGGCACUUUGUUGAAUCUCAUUUUUUGAUUUGGAAAAAUUGUCUAUCAUUUUCAAUGACAGACAUUUAUGGUUCAUAAAUUGAACAAAACAUUUUAAACAAAUUGAACUCUCAACUAAUUUGCUGAUUUUAAAAUAAAAAAUGUUUUGAACCAGG
Molecule: messenger RNA, 899 nt
Organism: Oncorhynchus kisutch (coho salmon)
Lineage: Eukaryota; Metazoa; Chordata; Actinopteri; Salmoniformes; Salmonidae
Product: B-cell CLL/lymphoma 7 protein family member B-A-like
Exons: 6
Coding region: 109-711 (200 amino acids)
Source: RefSeq, a predicted model, not a curated record